GGGACAGGCGAGGAGCCGGCAGGAUGAAGGACUAGGCGAGCGCGCAGGAGGGAACCCGGAAGUGGCGCGUCGCAGAUCCGGGCCGCCGAUGGAAAGCAACCCCCCUGAUGGCACAGGCCCCAUGCAUGUGCCAUUUGGGCACAUUGUGGCCAGUGAGAAAUGGCGCGGGUCGCAGCUGGCACAGGGAAUGCAAGGGAAAAUUAAACUCGUUUUUGAGGAUGGCCUGACACCGGUAGAUUUUUACUUGUCUAGCAGAUCCUGCAUUGUUUAUAUCACCGAAGCUGAUCUGGUGGCAGGAAAUGGCUACAGAAAGAGACUUGUUCGGAUUAGAAAUUCCGGUAAACUUCAAGGGAUUGUAGUAGUUGAGAAAACGCAGAUGAGUGAACAGUACUUUCCAGCCGUACAGAAGUUUGUCGUGCUGGAUCUUGGGAUGGUGUUGCUUCCAGUGGCCAACCAGGUGGAAGCGUCCUGCCUCAUUAUCCAGUUAGUUCAAGAGCAAACCAAAGAGCCCAGUAAGAACCCUCUUCUCAGGAAGAAACGGGCUCUGAUCUCUGAGCCGGCCCUCCUUCGAACUGUGCAACAGAUCCCAGGAGUUGGGAAAGUUAAAGCUCUCCUCCUGCUUCGGAGGUUUCCGAGUAUCCAACAACUAAGUAACGCUUCCCUCCAAGAACUGGAGCCAGUGGUUGGACAAGCAGUGGCCCAGCACAUUCAUGUGUUCUUCACCCAGUCAAGGUGACAGCUCUUCUCAGGGCAUCUCCUUUGCACCACGAACCGCAGGAUCUUGUUUUCUUUUCAUAUUAAGAAAAGAUCUCAUCUCAACAGCAACUAGCGUAUGAUGAGGGGAGGCCUGAAUGGAACCUGCCAGUUGUCCUGCCCUGCUCUCUGGGCUCAGGCACUUACUUCAGAUAGUGAGUCCCAGACGGCACUGCCUUCAUCCUACUAGCAUGAAGAGGGCUGGUGGACACCUUCCUAAGGGAGUCGGUUUAAACAGGGACUCAGAUUCAGCAAAAAGCCAGCUUGGGCAGAUUUUAAUGUGUGACCUUGACCUGUAUGUAUCAUGGAAGGUGGUGGAUGUGACCACCUAAAGGAAACAAAGCUACAAUGAAUGAAGCACUGUGUACCAUAAGCCCCUUGUUCCUGCUGGUGGAGCCACGGCUCUUCAGGUCUGGUCUUAACACACCUGUGCUUUGAGGGUGGCUGCCAGUGUAAACAAUUGUGCUGCCUUCCUUCCCUUCCUCCCCCCCCCUUCCUUUCCUGGUAGCUGCACAGUUUGUUUAUAAUUACUGAGCACAUCUUCUGAACACAGAAAGCCUGGAGUCUGGAGUUCCCAUUUUAAGAUAAGCCAACGUGUGAGGGAGGGGGAGAAUGUGUUUGUAAAUGUAUAGCCCCACACCGGGAAGAGAUGGGGAAAUGGCAGGGGCAGCUGCAUCCACAGUGGAGAGCCCGGGGCUGGGGAUCAAAAUGUGCAAUUGCUCAUUCAAAAAAUAAAUACAAUUAAAAUUAAAGAGGCCAUAUGUUUUCAGGGAUACUAAGAUAACUUGAAAGUGAGAGUCCUAUUUUGUGAAAUGUUAGUAAUUUUUAAAAAAUCAAGUACAAUAAAAACAUUUUGUGCAUUAGGGUAAAAAUGAUUUGAAAGAGGAGGGAAUUAAAGUGAACUCAAAGUGGAAACCAUUAACUCAGGCACA
Molecule: messenger RNA, 1685 nt
Organism: Hippopotamus amphibius kiboko
Lineage: Eukaryota; Metazoa; Chordata; Mammalia; Artiodactyla; Hippopotamidae
Gene: FAAP24
Product: FA core complex associated protein 24
Exons: 5
Coding region: 89-736 (215 amino acids)
Biological process (GO): interstrand cross-link repair
Cellular component (GO): Fanconi anaemia nuclear complex
Molecular function (GO): chromatin binding
Source: RefSeq, a predicted model, not a curated record